Drosophila rhopaloa is the source of this 1163-nucleotide messenger RNA. It is a transcript of the gene Tcs3, whose product is annotated as probable tRNA N6-adenosine threonylcarbamoyltransferase. Gene Ontology annotation, biological process: tRNA threonylcarbamoyladenosine modification. The record is from RefSeq and is a predicted model, not a curated record. Gene Ontology annotation, cellular component: cytoplasm; EKC/KEOPS complex. Lineage: Eukaryota; Metazoa; Arthropoda; Insecta; Diptera; Drosophilidae. The transcript is spliced from 3 exons. Bases 63 to 1106 code for a protein of 347 amino acids.
AAAAAGGGUCAUACUGUUUUUUGUUUACAUUGAAAUUGUUUUUAUUUUACUAGAAUUAAAGCAUGGUUUGCGCUUUGGGCAUUGAAGGCAGUGCCAAUAAAAUAGGCAUAGGCAUUAUAAAGGAUGGUGAAGUGCUGGCUAAUGUACGGAGAACUUAUAUAACGCCACCAGGAGAAGGUUUCCUGCCCAAGGAGACGGCCAAGCAUCACAGAGAAGCUAUCCUGGGCUUGGUGAAGGCCAGCUUAAAGGAGGCCCAACUUGAACCCUCGGAUCUGGAUGUGAUUUGCUAUACAAAAGGGCCAGGUAUGGCCCCUCCUCUGCUGGUAGGAGCUAUUGUGUCCCGUACGUUGUCGCUUUUGUGGGACAUUCCUCUCCUGGGCGUGAACCAUUGCAUUGGACACAUCGAGAUGGGUCGUCUGAUCACCGGUGCGCAGAAUCCCAUUGUGCUCUAUGUAAGUGGUGGAAAUACCCAGGUUAUUGCCUACUCCAAUAAGCGAUAUCGCAUCUUUGGAGAAACCAUCGACAUUGCAGUGGGCAAUUGCCUGGAUCGAUUUGCCCGCAUCAUCAAGCUGUCCAACGAUCCCAGUCCGGGUUACAACAUCGAGCAGCUUGCCAAGCAAAGCAAUCGUUAUAUUAAACUACCCUAUGUGGUCAAAGGCAUGGAUGUGAGCUUUUCCGGGAUUCUGUCCUACAUCGAAGAUCUGGCUGAACCGGGAAAGAGGCAGAAUAAGAGGAAGAAGCCGCAGGAAGCGGAAGUAAUAGAUUACAGCCAAGCGGAUCUUUGCUAUUCGCUGCAGGAGACCAUAUUCGCUAUGCUGGUGGAGAUCACAGAGCGAGCUAUGGCCCACUGUGGCUCCAAUGAGGUCCUUAUAGUUGGGGGCGUGGGCUGCAAUGAGCGACUUCAGGAGAUGAUGCGUAUUAUGUGCGAAGAGCGUAAUGGAAAACUCUUCGCCAUCGAUGAACGUUACUGCAUAGACAACGGUUUGAUGAUUGCCCACGCCGGAGCAGAGAUGUUCCGUUCUGGCACCCGGAUGCCCCUGGAAGAGGCCUUUGUGACGCAGCGUUUCCGCACUGACGAAGUGCUAGUCAGCUGGCGCGACGACUAAUCGAAAAAUAACUUUACAGUGUGCUUCGUUUGUUUAUUAAAUACCUAAUUUCCAUAA